Molecule: messenger RNA, 1138 nt
Organism: Dermatophagoides pteronyssinus (European house dust mite)
Lineage: Eukaryota; Metazoa; Arthropoda; Arachnida; Sarcoptiformes; Pyroglyphidae
Source: RefSeq, a predicted model, not a curated record
AUGGUUCGUACUUUGAUGGAUCGACGAAAUUGGUUGAUGAAGAAUAAACAUCUCUGUGCAUAUGAGUUAGCUACUUAUUCGAAGCAUAUUCAAGAAUGUCAUGGCGAAUUAUUGAACCCAACGAAAUCGACAGUACCAUCUUCAACAAUAUCAUCUUCAACAAUACCAUCUUCAACAACUUCCAUAACCGGUAAAGAAACCGAAGUUGUUGAAGACGGUAUUGUUGAAGAUGGUAUUGUUGAAGAUGGUAUUGUUGAAGAUGGUGCUGCUGACGAUGUUAAUAUUGAAGAUGGUACUGUUGAAGAUGAUGAUGAAGAUGGUGCUGCUGAAGAUGAUAAUAUUGAAGAUGAUGAUGUUGAAGAUGGUACUGUUGAAGAUGAUGCUGAUUCGGAAUCAGACAAUAGUGAUGUCGAAGAAAUUAAAAUUGCUCAUUUGAUGGAAAUGGAUCGCCUUAGUGGAUGUAUUAUUGAUAAAUAUGUUUCCAUAUGUCAGCGAAUGUCAUUGGAUUUUAAUGUGACAUACAAGAUUCACAAGAUUCUUCAUUAUGCCGAAGCUGUUAGAAGAUUUGGGCCACUUCCCCGAAAUUCGACGCUUAGGUAUGAACGAUGUCACCAGAAUUCGAAGAAAUAUGGACGUAAUAUGAAUAAUUGGGUGGCUCCAGCUCAAUCAUUGAGUCAACGGCAAGCUUUGAGGCAAACACUAUCGUUUCGUUUGUCCAAAGAUGGAAGAGAUGGUUGGAUCGAAGAUGACAUCAUCGACGAAGAAAUGGCCAAGUCCAUGAAGCUCACCAAGGCUAAAUCAGAUCAAGCACCUUUUUCCUUGAAGAAGAAUGUCCUGAGAAAAUUCAAGUCACGAGGGUUUCAACAAAAACAUUGGCUCCUAGUCGAUAAAUUUUUGAUCAAUCCUCAAACACAACAAAUUUUCUGUGAAGGAAGCCUUUGGUGUCAGAAAGAUGAAGAUUCUAUCUACGGUAUGUACAAAACAGAGAAGUAUUUAAAUAAAAUAAUCAUCAAUAUGGAAUCUUUGUCACAUCAAAAUGACUUUUUAUUCCAUAAAGAUGAUUAUUUUAUUAAUCGAUUAAGUUAGUAUAUUUAUUAUUAUUCUUAUUAAUGAAAAAAACAAAAAAAAAACAAAAAUC